Pterocles gutturalis (yellow-throated sandgrouse) is the source of this 1074-nucleotide messenger RNA. Its product is annotated as alpha-1,3-mannosyl-glycoprotein 4-beta-N-acetylglucosaminyltransferase C-like. The annotation marks the transcript as partial. NCBI's taxonomy places the organism in Eukaryota, Metazoa, Chordata, Aves, Pterocliformes, Pteroclidae. Gene Ontology annotation, molecular function: acetylglucosaminyltransferase activity. The record is from RefSeq and is a predicted model, not a curated record. Gene Ontology annotation, biological process: protein N-linked glycosylation. The transcript is spliced from 2 exons.
AGGUGGAGCUCAGGGGCUUGGCCCCGGACACAGUCCUGCAGCUGCUGCAGCCAGAAGGAGCUGGGCACAUCCUCAGGGACACGAGUGACCUCUCCGCACUCCGCAAUGUCUCUUACCACCUCCUCGCUGGCUCCCUGUCACCCCACAAAAAAUUCUUGGCGGUGGGAUUGGCAUCGGUGCGGCGGCCGCGUGGCUACUACCUCCCUGCCACACUCCAGUCCCUCUUCACGCAGUCGACGGAGGAGGAGCUGCAGGAGAUGGUGGUGGUGGUGCACCUGGCCGACGCGGACCCGGGAUGGAACAUGCGUGUGGCCACCGACAUCGCCCGCAAGUUUGCUCACCACAUCUUCCUGGGCCGGCUCCUGCUCAUCCACGCUCCCCGGGAGUUCUACCCCACCUUGGAGGGGCUCAAGAGAAACUACAACGACCCGGAGGAGCGGGUGAGGUUCAGGUCCAAGCAGAACGUGGACUACGCCUUCCUCCUUGCCUUCGCUGCCAACCUCUCCUCCUACUACUUGAUGAUUGAGGACGACGUGUGGUGCGCCAAGUCCUUCCUGACGGCCAUCCGCAAGGCACUGGCUUCCCGUGAAGGCUCCAGCUGGGCCACCCUUGAGUUCUCCAAGCUGGGCUACAUUGGGAAGCUCUACCGCUCCAGCGACCUUCCUCGCCUGGCUUGCUUCCUCCUCCUCUUCUACCAGGAGAUGCCCUGCGACUGGCUGCUGGUCCAUUUCCGCCUCCUGCUCACCCAGAAGGAUGUCAUCCGCUUCAAGCCCUCCCUCUUCCAGCACAUGGGCCUCUACUCCUCCUUCCAGGGCACCGUCAAUCGGCUGGAGGACGACGAGUUCCAGGCCGAUGCCUUGGACCUUCCGGACAACCCGCCAGCCGCCUUGUUCACCAGCAUGUCCGUCUUCGAGAACUACGACCCCAUCAAGGCUUACAGCACAGCAGGGGGGUAUUUUUGGGGGAAAGAUCCAGCAGCCGGCAGCAUCUUCUCCAUCAUCUUCCAGCAGCCAGCCCACGUCACCCGCGUCCGCGUGCGCACGGGCUCCGAGGAGCGCAAGGGCGAUUUCCUGC